UUACAUCGCUAGCCACACUUAGAUUGAGUUAACUUGUUAGUUAAAUCCUGGUCGUUAUUUUUUGUCAGUUAGUUACACUUGAAUUUGUCAUUGAAAUCCUAGUUGUUUUAAAUUGUCAGAGACAUAUGCGUUUUGUAGAAUUUUCAGUGACAUGAGUUUUGUAGAAUUGUCACUGACAUGAGUUUUGUAGAUUUGUCAGUGACACAUGCGCUGUUUUAAUAAUAAUUGACAUCUGUGUUUUAUAAAGCUGACACUGUCCUCAGUAAUGCAUAUCAUCUUUAGAUAAUCUACGCAGUUGUUUCAAUAAAUCGAAAUACCUUCUGAAGCUAAAAUAACGUGUCCAUUAUAAUUUGAGCAUAAAAUAAAAUACAUCUUUUACAAUGAGUGUUGGAAGACAAAUUCAAUUCUUACAUCCGCAAGUUGUUUCAUUGUUUUUGCUGGUCAUGACGCACACCUGUCCAGCAAGUAGUUCAACACUUGAUGAAAUCAUAGCCGGAGCCUCGGUCUCAAUGGACAGUUUGAUGAUGCAGGACAUUGACUCUCCAACACGACUUCAAGAGCUGGACAUGGUGCUGACACUUGACCAAUGGAGAGCUCUUCAAGUAAUCGACACAUCUUCCAAAGGCGACGGAUAUUUCAGAAAGAAAAGAAAAGCGAUAAACAAUCCGGCGCUUCGUUGGAAGAACAAUCUCAUCCCUUACAAAAUAACCGGAGCGUUCAGUUACAAUGAUAGAGAGGAGAUCAUGGGCGCCAUUGAAGAGUGGUCGAACUAUACCUGUAUCCAGUUUCGUCAAGCACAAAGAGAGGACCGUAACUUCGUUUCGUUUGAAAACGGGAACGGCUGUUAUUCAAGCAUAGGCAUGGUCGGCGGUUCUCAAACUAUAGGGCUGGCGAAGUUGUGUAGGAGUAAAGGGGUUAUCAUACACGAGAUAGGGCAUGCGGUGGGGUUUUUCCACGAGCAGAACCGCCCGGAUCGGGACGACUAUGUGCGGAUAAGAACCGAGAACGUCGAUUCAGGUCUGUUGUACAACUUUCAGAAGUACCCGUCGUCGGCCGUGUCAACAAUGGGCGUCCCGUACGAUUACAACAGUGUUAUGCAUUACGGGAGAUCGUCCUUCACCUUAAAUGGGGAGGACACCAUUCAAACCCUUAACCCCGCCUACCAGGAUGUAAUAGGCAACAGAAAAGGGUUGAGUUUUUAUGAUAUUAAAUUAGCGAAUUUAAUGUACGAAUGUAAAAAUAGAUGUUCAUCAAAUGUACAAUGCCCUAACCAUGGGUUUCUGGGUAAAGACUGCAGAUGUUGGUGUGAGGGUUCGCCUGUUAAACUCUGCGAAAACUCUAAGCCACGAAUAAUAACAACAAAACCAACUACAAAAACGACCAAAAGUCCAGUAACGAAAACUACUCCUACAGCUUCAAACUGUGUUGAUAUAAACGAGUACUGCCGUUCCUGGGAAAAAGAAGGAUAUUGUAGCAGCAAUAGUUACGUCAAAUCGUAUUGUAAAAAAUCUUGCCGUUCGUGUCAACCUAUAACCAGUGAGCCAAAAAAAGUAUGCAAAGACAACUUCCUGAGCUGCUCAAAGUGGAAGGUCAAAGGUUACUGUAGCAAGUACAAGGCGGUCAAACUAAACUGCGCUCAGACAUGCAACACUUGCAGAAGUCUCGUAAAAAGUAACGUUGAUGAAUUAACUACGAAGCCCUCGAACAAUGCUCAUACACAUUCCCUCCAUUUCUCGUGGAUUUUCGUUCUGGUUGUGAAGACAUGUAUGACGACUUUUGUUAUUUAA
Molecule: messenger RNA, 1787 nt
Organism: Physella acuta
Lineage: Eukaryota; Metazoa; Mollusca; Gastropoda; Physidae
Product: zinc metalloproteinase nas-13-like
Biological process (GO): proteolysis
Molecular function (GO): zinc ion binding; metalloendopeptidase activity
Source: RefSeq, a predicted model, not a curated record